Molecule: messenger RNA, 4505 nt
Organism: Chinchilla lanigera (long-tailed chinchilla)
Lineage: Eukaryota; Metazoa; Chordata; Mammalia; Rodentia; Chinchillidae
Gene: CUNH11orf42
Product: chromosome unknown open reading frame, human C11orf42
Exons: 3
Coding region: 3273-4499 (408 amino acids)
Source: RefSeq, a predicted model, not a curated record
GCAAGAUCUUUAUUACAACAUCCUUAUAAAUAUAAAGAAAUUCUUGUAUGAUUAUCCCGGGUCACACAUACACAGCUUUUGCCUUUUCCUCUGAUACAUGAAAAGGGAGCUCAUGUGAAGCCAAUGUUCACAAGCAAUGAAUUCUGUCACCUUCCCACCACAGGAAGACUCUUCUAAGGCACCUUCAUCCCCUGGUUGUGCAGGAUUCCCCAGUAGCUGGUUCCAAAGCUGUACGUUGUCCAUUGUUAGAAUUUUCUUCCUUCACGCCAAAAAUCUACUCCCUUGGACCUGGGUACUAUGUUCUGGACUGAGAUUUCAUACAUACCUACCACAUGAUACAUUUAGAAAAUUGUACUGGCAACUCAGUCUUCAUUACAACCUGAGAAGAAUUGUUAUCCCACACUGCAAGUUUAAAAAUCUCUGAUGAAAUCAUUUUUGUUACUUUGCACCUAAAAUCAUCUGGAUCCAACUCUUAUGAUCCUAUUUAUAGCCUUUAUCUCAUUUACUGUAAAUAUUCAUAUAUUUAACUGAAAAUAUGUUGAUGUAUUUGAUUACUGGGCACUGCCCUGAAUCCCACUGGGGUAUUCCUUACUAUGUUUUAUAUUUAUAUAUAUAUAAUUAUACUCCCUUUCUAUAACUUGAAAAUUUAAUUCCAAAAUAUAUAUGCCUCCAAAAGUUUCAAAGAAAGUAUUAAGGACUUGCUUGAUUAUUCCUGUAGCCUGAGAGAAGUGAAGAGACUUGUUAGGGCUUUUAUCCUUCUGAAGCCUUUACUAUUUUACACUUUGCUAUAUUACCCAGGAAGUUUGUGCAGAAAACCUCAUGUUCUCUGGAUAAACAGCUGCAUUUGUUUAUUCCUUUUAUGCUCUCCAAGUUACCCUCAGAUUCCUGCAGAUGAUCUGUGCCUCUUUCUCUUUUUUUUUUUUUUUUCAGGUACUGGGAAUCGAACUGAACUAAAUCCCCAGCCCCCCUGUGCCUCUUUCUCAAAGAGAAACCAGAAUGUGCCACGGUGGAAACAAAUUCAAGCAGCAGGACGUGGCCCAAAUCGCCCACCCCUUAGACGCACCAACUGCAUCAGGACUCUGCUGUCAUCUGUUUUCCUUCAGUAACUUUCAGUCGCAAAAUCUAAGAGCCUAAAGGCAGACUUCUUAAUGUCAAGGAAGAGCAGUAUGGAACUUAGGGAGCCUAGAAAUCAUGGCAAUCAGAAAGCAAUUAAAAAAAAAAAUAGAAGGUAUAGGAUUCUUGCUGAGGAGUUCAUCAUUACCCAGUUGCCUCUCUGAACCCAUCUCUGUGAACAAAAAUCCCAAAGGAUUUUCUGUCUAAUGUGACUAACAGUGCACCGUCCCUGCAUCUACCUCAUUUACCUCUUCUCACUCUGGGUUCCCUUCAGCAUCUACAUGUCCCUACUGACCGCUCCCUCUUACUGCCUGUGGGCCUCUGUAUCUCUACCUCCUUGCACUGUCACUUUUAUCCCAUGUCGAUGUCUUUUGUCCUUGUAUCUGUCUCUCUUGCACUUUACUUUUGUCUUCCUCAUGCAGAACUCCUUUCUGGAGGGAAGAGGUGCCAACUAUAUCGCACUAAGUAACUUCUGCUUGUGAACCCAAAUGAAAAACAUGCUAAAGGGGCACUAAAAGGAGGAACUAGGUUUCACUUGUCAUGAGAAACUUGAGGUUUCUGAUGUGGUUUGUGGUGGCUUCUCUCUCAUCCUGUGCACUUCCUUUUUUUCAGGCACCCCCUACUCUCCAUCCAGCAUGCACCUUUCCCACCACUACUUAAGCAGAAGGAAAACGAUUUCUCCUUUACCAAAAGGAACUACUGUUCAAUGGUUAAAGCUGGAAUCAAAAUUAGGUUUGACUCUCACUCUAUUAACUCUCUACAGCUUGGGCUAAUUAUGUAACUUCUCUGAGUUUUUUCUUCACUUGUAAAAUAAAUCAUAAUAAUACCUACAUCAAGGGGUUCCUAAAAGGAUUGGCUAAAAUAAUGCAUCCAGUAUAUGGCACAGACCCUACCACAGAAGAGCUCAACAAAUACUUGAUAUUAAUCCUUCCUGGAAAACAGGACCAACUGACAUUUGGCACUCAGAAGACCUUGCCCUCCCCAGAGGCCAGUUGCAUCUCCUUUAGGAAAUUUUUCUUGACAUCACUCUCUCUGCAGAACUGCUGCUCUAUCACCCUGCACUCACGCCAUGUCAGGCAGUUCAGAUGACAGCCGAUUUUGUGGGAUAGCAGUACAUUCUGCACCGAGCCAGGGAAGCUCCCUACACACAAGAGCUCUUCCUGGGCACAAAGGAGGCUCUCUGAGGGCUGAGAGGACUCUCUGGACAGACAGAGUGGGUGAGGAACUCUUAGAAAGGCUCUCUACGUCAACCCAAAAAACCACAAGACUGAAAUUUCUGGACAAAACACAAGGGGAUAUAACAGGAGCUGAAGUAAGACAGAAACUACUAGACAAAAAUCAGCCUAGGACAAGGAAUUGAGCAGGAACAAAGUUUUUCUCAAUUUUACCUCAGUAAUUCUGGUUUCCUGAAAAUUCUCUUCAGUUACUAAGGCAACAUUAUCUCAAUUAGAUUUUUACCCUCCACAGUGUCACUGCUCAGCAUGGUGCCCUCCCACACACACACCUGCUUUCCACUGUGCUUAUAACCCACCUAUUAAUAAUGGGUUCAACCUAAACUACACAGCAAAAUCACCUAAGGAGCUUUUAAAAGUUGUGAUGCCCAGGCACAUCCCAGAACAAUGAAAUCAGAAUCCUUGGAAGCAGCAGACAGACAUAAGUGAUUUUUAAAGCUCCCAAGUAAUUCCCAGGUGCAGCCAAGGUAAAGAACUACUACUGAGUUCUCCAUACAGGUCCUGUUCUAUACUUCCAUCUCCUUUAGGGUCCCGAUUCAACCUCGCAAAGAAUUGGUUUACUGAUUGGGUUAGAACUGAGGCUAACUGGACAGUAAACUGCUUCAGGGAGGCUACCAGAAGACACCUACUCCUUCCCUAAGGAACACAAGCAAAGAAUCACACACACACACACACACACACAUACACACACACACACUGCCACCUAACAGAUGCCGCAUUUUCUUCUCCUAAAGCAGGUGACUCAAGAGUAUGAACCACAGGCUGUAAUGUAAUGACGUUAGAAAAGUUACUGUCCUCACCCUACCCAGGACAUCACCUGGCAGGACCUCUAUGACCUCACGCUUGCAAUAGGUCAGAGCCCGAAGCAUAAGGCCUCACCUAACAGGACAGCCUGGGAUUCCUGCAACAGCCACUGCUCUGUCCACCAUGUUGGUCAGUACCCCCCACCUGCUAACACUGGAUGAAGCUGAUGCCACUUGGACCCUCAUCAAGGAUAAGGUUAUCGAGAAACGCUUUGGAUCCAAUGUAGUGGCGGUACCUUUCUUGUCAGAUGCAGCCUUCUAUGAUCUACUGGGUGUGCUAGUGAAACAGUCCCGGCCAGCCCAUGCCCGCCUGGUUUUGCCAGGUCGGCAGGGCCGAAGGGCACUGGAACCAGUGGGACUACUAACAAAUCUCCUAGAACAAGCAGGACCCGAGGGUGCCUUUGCCCACUGCACUCGGGAAUACUCACCAAAUGGCCGAACAGAGAUAACCUAUGAAGAGAUGCGACUGCUGGACGGGCAGCCCUGCCGGAUCCGCCUACAUGCAGGUGGCCUGCGCAAGAAGGUUGCUUUCCUGUUGCUGCCACCAGGGCAGGUGAGCCUACAGCAGAAUCUCCCCUGGCUCCGAAGCACCCACAGCAUCUAUGUCAUCUACCAGGUCUUCUCUUGCUCCUGGCUGCAGCUGGAGCUGCUGCCUACAGCCAGUGAGCCCCAGCUACUCCGGAUACAGCGGUCAUUGCCUGUUGCCUUCUCCUGCCUCAAGUUUUCACUGCAGCCCAAGGGUGUUCUGGGACCACAGAAACCUCUGACCAAAGACCCACUACCCCACAGGGCCAAAUGGAUCAGACCCAACCUUAGCAUCACACUGACUCUGGCCCCAUCAGCACCUGCUGAUACCCCCGAAGCUGCUGAUGGGUCCCCAUCUGUCCCAGCCCCACCUACACCACCUCCCCAAGAAGGGCCAGAAGGCAGACCCACCAGAUUCUCCUACAAGGGCCGAAACCUAUUCUGGAGAGGUCCUCAGAUGCUGUCAGGGUCUGUCCUCAGAGUUCGACAGCGACGAAUGAAGUUGACACGCGAGAUGGAGGGGGCAAGGCCCCCAAGAUCUGGCAAAGGGAUACUGGUCCCCAAUAAACAUCAGCUGCUGUUCCCCAAGCCAUUCUGGACCCUCGCUGUUUCCUCCUUCUGUGGUCCAGAGGCAGGGGAAGAGUUCCCACUUCUUUCCCUUGGCUUCAAGUUCUCUCACCCUCUAAGAGCAAAAGAUAGCUUGAAACCCUGGCAUCAAUGUCCUCACCAGAAGAAUACUCCUGAUAACCUUCCCAGCUAUGUGCAACCAUUUUGGGGGCCCAGCCCCACAGAUAAAGGGUGGGAAAAAAGAAUGAGCACAGAAUAGAGAUUU